CCAAUUUUGUCCCUUUUCAGUUUUCACCCGUCAACUCUGACUCCUUCCCACCUGUUUCCUGCUUCCAACUCUUAUACUAUAAAUAACUUUCACACACAAACACAUACUUUCUUCCCUAUUUCCACACUCGCCGAACCCAGUAAAAGAGAGAGAAAAAAAGAAAAGCAACCUGUUUUCCUCUCUUUUAUUUUACUAUGUCAUUUCUCGGUAACUUGCCGUCCUCCGCCAAGCCACCCGGAGGCGCCGCCCCUUACCCAGGCGGCGCUGACCCAUCAGUCGCGUUACUGAACCUCUCCACCGUCCAAGCCCGGAUGGACAAUCUCCAGAAAUUCCUGUCUGAUUCAGUCAACAGCAAAACUUUAAUUGGUCAAGACCAUAUGGACAUGGUCUCCACCGAAAUCACCUCCGCCAUCCGCCAGAUCAUAGUCAACGGCGCUGCUCUUCUGGCUUGCACUCAAUCUACCCAGGCAACUUCUCUGCCACAAGCAUCUGAUGUUGAGGAGAAGAAGGUUGAGAAGAAAAUGAGGUUUGACACAGCUAAGGAUACUGUGCUGGGGAAUCAGUUGGUUGACCCGAAGAUUGAGGUGGCGGAGGAUGAAGAAAGCGAUGAUUAUGAAAUCUUGGAGCUCGAUGCUGUUGAGCUUUUAGCUGAGCAUAUCCAUUUUUGUGAGAUUUGUGGUAAAGGGUUUAAGAGGGAUGCUAAUUUGAGGAUGCAUAUGAGGGCUCAUGGGAAUCAGUUCAAGACGGUUGAAGCAUUAGCAAAGCCAGCGAGGUGUGGUGAAUCUGGAGGAGGAGCAGAGAAAGACAUGAUUAGGAAGACGAGAUUUUCAUGCCCGUAUGUGGGAUGUAACAGGAAUAAGCAGCAUAAGAAGUUUAGGCCGUUGAAAUCGGCGAUUUGUGUGAAGAAUCAUUUUAAGAGAAGUCAUUGUCCCAAGAUGUAUUCGUGUAAUAGGUGUAAUAAGAAGAGCUUUUCUGUUGUGGCGGAUUUGAAGAGCCAUUUGAAGCAUUGUGGGGAGACCAAGUGGAAGUGUUCUUGCGGGACGAGUUUUUCGCGAAAGGAUAAGUUGUUUGGGCAUAUGGCCUUGUUUGAAGGGCAUAUGCCCGCGGUGGUGGAGGAGGAGGAGGCAGUAGACAAGGGAAAACGUGUGGUUGUGAUGGUGGAGGAUGAGGAAGAGGAGGAAUCCAGUCCAGGAACGAAGGAAAUGAAAAUGGGAAUGGACAUUGAAAUGGAUAUGGAUGGGAAUGGAUCACCAAUCAGUGAUGGGUUUUUCGAUGGACUAACGCUUGAUGGAUUCGGUUCCCUUGAGAAUUAUUGCUUCCAAGAUCUGCUGAGUCCUUCUGUUUCUGCGGCUGCUAACAGCUCUGGGAUGGAUAGUUUCUUUAACUUUUGACUUUUGCUGCUGCUACUAUCAUUAGAGUGUAUGACGUUGUUUAAUUUUCUUGUUCUAUGGCAUGUAUCUGUUGUUGUUUUUGGGUACAUAUUUUUGAAUUCUUUCGAUCAAUAAAAAUCUGAAUUUCAUAUUUA
Messenger RNA from Coffea eugenioides, 1525 nucleotides. Its product is annotated as protein SENSITIVE TO PROTON RHIZOTOXICITY 1-like. The coding region runs from base 195 to 1391 and encodes 398 amino acids. The record is from RefSeq and is a predicted model, not a curated record. NCBI's taxonomy places the organism in Eukaryota, Viridiplantae, Streptophyta, Magnoliopsida, Gentianales, Rubiaceae. The transcript has a single exon. Gene Ontology annotation, biological process: response to aluminum ion; response to acidic pH.